GAAUCUGAUUUCAAGGAUUCAUCGAGGCCGAAAAUACGGUUAUGUCAAACAGUCGCAGUGGAAGUAGUUCUGAAUCAGACGAAGAACCGAGAAAACAGGUGCAAUUCCUUUGGUAACAUAAGUUUGAUAAUGAAAAUAACGAACCGAAGUCGUUCAAGACAAUCGUUUAAAGUGAAGUGCACCAGCAACGAUCUCUUCCGAAUCAGGCCCUCCGUUGGAGUACUCGAUCGUGCAGAGAGUGCUUAUAUUACUCUAACGUAUAGGUUUGCGCAUUCGCAUUUGACUACAUUCAUUUAUUUGCUUGUUUAUUGA
This is a messenger RNA of Anisakis simplex (herring worm), 312 nucleotides long. Lineage: Eukaryota; Metazoa; Nematoda; Chromadorea; Rhabditida; Anisakidae. The record is from the annotation of a GenBank genome assembly.